CUCAGCCCCGAGCGCGGCCGCAGAGGGCCAGACACGGGCCGGGCUGGGCUCAGCUGUGAAACAAACGGGAUUUUUGCCACGUGCCUCUUUCCUUUCCUCAGGAGACAGAUACUGGGUGUUCAAAGACAACAACGUGGAGGAAGGAUAUCCCCGGCCCAUCUCGGACUUCGGGCUGCCCCUGGGAGGAAUCGACGCUGCUUUCUCCUGGGCCCACAAUGACAAGACUUAUUUCUUUAAGGACAAUCUCUACUGGCGCUACGAUGACCACGAGCGGCGGAUGGAUCCCGGGUAUCCUUCAGAGACCGCUUUGUGGAAGGGAAUUCCCACCCCUCUGGAUGAUGCCAUGAGAUGGUCAGAUGGUGCGAGCUACUUCUUCAGGGGCAAGGAAUACUGGAAGGUGCUGGACAGCGGGGCCGAGGCCGAGGCCGGCUACCCGCAGUCCAUCGCGCGGGACUGGCUGGUGUGCAGCGACAUGCAGGCGGACGCCCCGGAAGCCGCGGGGAGCAGCAGGACCGGGGCGCGCUCCGAACCGGGGCAUCCCGACGAGAGCCGCUCCGAAAACGGCUACGAGGUGUGUGCGUUGGGCUGCCGGGGGUGUAGCUGCACCGCAGAGCGAAAGCGCAACUAUCGCUCCUUGUCGGGCACCGCGGCUGUGGCCUCGCUUGAACCCACCGAGGAGACGAGUGCCGAGGACGUGGGGCUCCGGCAGAGGCUCGGGAAUGACCGAGCGCGGCUCGGCAGCAGCCGUCCUGCCGGCAGCCUCUCCGCGAAACCUGAGCUGGAGGUAGCUGUGAAGUGCAUUAACAAGAAAAACCUUGCGAAGUCUCAAACUCUGCUGGGCAAGGAAAUAAAAAUACUGAAGGAAUUGAAACAUGAAAACAUCGUUGCCUUGUAUGACUUCCAGGAACUGGCAAACUCUGUCUACUUGGUUAUGGAGUACUGUAAUGGUGGUGACCUGGCAGACUAUCUUCACAGUAAGUACAGCAGUAUGGAGAACAUCCUCUGUAUUUGGAAGAAAUCAGUAGCUGUUCUAGCUUGUUAA
Messenger RNA from Tinamus guttatus (white-throated tinamou), 1042 nucleotides. NCBI's taxonomy places the organism in Eukaryota, Metazoa, Chordata, Aves, Tinamiformes, Tinamidae. The record is from RefSeq and is a predicted model, not a curated record.